CUCCCCUUUCCUCCCCUCCCCUCCUUCCUCUCCUCCUUCUCCCUUCCCUGCAGCGCUCGCAUCGCCGGCUCCGAAGCAGGCGGUCGAGACCCCGCUUUCCUCCGUGUGCCCCCUCUUGCCUUUUUCUUCCCCCCCUACCCCACUCGCCGCAGCCAUGAGGCGCCCGACCCGCCGCCUGGCGCUGUCUGUGCUGGGGGUGCUCUGGAUCGCCGCUCUCCUCCUUUUCUUCUUCGGGGCGAGGAGGAAGCCGGAGGCGGCGGGACCCGAGGGCCAAAUGCCGGAGGGCUCGGAGGCGGACUGGGACGACCUGUGGGAUCAGUUUGAAGAGCGGAGAUACCUGAGCGCUCGGAAGUGGAAGGGCGGAGAGGACCCGUACCGGCUCCAUGCCUUUAACCAGCGGGAGAGCGAGAGGAUGCCCAGUGACCGUGCCGUCCGUGACACCCGCCACCACAGGUGUACAACUCUGCGCUACCGCCAAGAUCUCCCUCCCACCAGCAUUGUUAUCACCUUCCACAAUGAGGCCAGGUCUACUCUGCUGCGGACCAUUCGGAGUGUGAUGAACCGCACUCCAGUGCACCUCAUCCAUGAAAUCAUACUGGUGGAUGACUUCAGCGACGAUCCUGAUGACUGCCGCUUGUUGGCCAAGCUUCCCAAGGUGAAGUGCCUGCGGAACAGACAGCGCGAAGGUCUGAUCCGGUCUCGCAUUCAAGGGGCAGAUGUGGCUCAAGCAGGAGUCCUGACCUUCCUGGACAGUCACUGUGAGGUGAAUAAGGACUGGCUGCUCCCGCUGUUGCAGAGGAUCAAAGAGGACCCCACACGAGUAGUCAGCCCUGUUAUUGACAUCAUCAACUUGGACACUUUUGCCUAUGUGGCAGCUUCCUCAGAUCUCAGAGGCGGUUUUGACUGGAGCCUGCAUUUCAAAUGGGAGCAGCUUUCCCCAGAGCAGAAAGCCAAACGACUUGAUCCUACCAAACCCAUUAAGACUCCCAUCAUUGCAGGGGGGCUGUUUGUGAUUGAUAAAGCCUGGUUCAACCACCUGGGGAAGUACGACAACGCCAUGGACAUCUGGGGCGGGGAGAACUUUGAAAUCUCCUUCCGUGUCUGGAUGUGUGGGGGUAGCCUGGAAAUCAUCCCCUGCAGCCGUGUUGGACACGUCUUCCGGAAGAAACAUCCAUACGUCUUUCCAGAGGGGAAUGCCAAUACGUACAUCAAAAACACCAAGCGCACUGCAGAGGUGUGGAUGGAUGAAUUCAAACAGUAUUACUACGCUGCCCGGCCUGCGGCCCAGGGGAGGCCCUUUGGAAACAUUCAGAGCAGAGUGGAGCUGCGGAAGAGGCUGAAAUGCCACAGCUUCAAGUGGUACCUGGAGAAUGUUUACCCUGAACUUCGGAUUCCUGAGGAACUGCUAUAUCAAACCGGAAUGAUCAGGCAAAGGCAGAGCUGCCUGGAGUCGCACAAGUCUGAAGACCAAGAGCUGCCUGUCUUGAGCUUAAAUCCUUGCAUCACCAGAAAAGGCACGUCAGCAACAGCACAGGAAUGGACAUACACGUACAACCACCAAGUCCGCCAGAAGCAGCUGUGCUUGUCUGUGUACACCCUGUUCCCUGGCUCCCCGGUGCUCCUGUCACCUUGCAAAGAAAGUGACAACAAGCAGCAGCAAUGGGGUAAAGUUGGGUCACACCUUGAGCACGUAGCUUCACGCUUCUGUUUGGACACUGAGACGAUUGGGGACACGAACGAGAGCACCAAAGAGCUUGUCAUCAACCCUUGUGAGAGCACAGCCAUGAGUCAGCGCUGGGACAUGGUGAUGUCUUGACCUGCUUGAGGACUUACCCAGCUGGGCUGGGCGCUGAGACUUGCUACACACAGCCAAGAUGCACCAGAUAGAGCUCAAAUGCAAAACCAUUGGGGAACCUUGUGUAUUAUGGGACAGGAGAGGAAUCAAUCAAAUAAAAGCACGGUGCUGCAGGCUGAAGAACAGACGUUGAUUGCAAGGCAUGUAGGUGUUAUUGGUCUGUUGGCAGUCAUGGGUUCCAAAAGAAGGGAUGGCAAGAAACCAAAAUGAAAUAUUUUAGAGGGACACUGGGGCUCCUGCGAUGGGCCCUGCAGAAGUUCAGUGUGUAUAGUAUUUAUUAAUCUCACCGGAAGAACAGAUCGAAGAGCCUUGGAGACCCAAAGGAGACUUGGACUCAGCAAAACAAACAUCUUCAUAGCUUUGGGGGGCAAGGGCAUGAGGAGGGAUGUGCCAAGGGAUGCUAAGUUAUGUCACCUGGGAACAAGUGGAAACGUUGAGUUAUCUUGCACUUUUUAUUGCUAUGAUUUAAUUUGUCUUCUGAUAGCAGUCUGGGUGGAGCUGUGUUGCACAUUCAUAUUUGUAUCUGAUCCACAGAUAUGUGUAGACACAGACAGGACAGUCACUUCUGGUUAUGGCCAGGAUCAAACCGGUAGGUAACAGAGUUGUCCUAACUCUGUGCUAACUGGGGUGACUGAAUCUCCAAAGUCCAAGCAAACAGAGGAUUCAGUGUGUGGGAUGAAAGGAAACAAACCAUUGUGAAGCUGGGAGGAGGAUUAUUUCUGCUGACGGCCAUGGGUGAAUCUCGGUCAUUGCAAUUCCCCUAUAAUCUCCCUAUGUGUCUCUUGCUGCUUCACAUCUGGAAUAAGUCAAAUUUUAACUCUUCUUCCAUAAAAAUAAUAUUUUUGGAAA
This is a messenger RNA of Numida meleagris (helmeted guineafowl), 2704 nucleotides long. RefSeq names its product polypeptide N-acetylgalactosaminyltransferase 14 (gene GALNT14). Bases 155 to 1816 code for a protein of 553 amino acids. The record is from RefSeq and is a predicted model, not a curated record. The transcript is spliced from 15 exons. Lineage: Eukaryota; Metazoa; Chordata; Aves; Galliformes; Numididae. Gene Ontology annotation, cellular component: Golgi apparatus.